AUGUCUCGUAAUAGUAAUAUUCCGGCUAAUGUAAACGACAUGGAGGAUAUUCAAUUGAAUAUUGACUGGGACGAUGUUGUUUGUCCGAUAUGCUUAGAUAUUCCUCAUAAUAGUGUGCUCCUUCAGUGUUCAUCGUAUGAUAAAGGGUGUCGUGCUUUAGUAUGUGACACAAAUCAGUUGCAUUCAAAUUGUUUGGAUCGUUUUAAAACUGCAUGUGGCGUGCCAUCGUCUUCAGUGUCUGAUGCGAGUUUGGUUGAAAAUAGCGAGCCUGUGGUACCGGAUGGUCAAUGCAAUCUAACUUGCCCUUUGUGUAGAGGUCAGGUGUCUGGGUGGAUUGUCGUCGAUAAAGCUCGGAUGCAUCUUGAUGAGAAGAAGCGUUGCUGCGAUGAGGUGAAAUGUAAAUUCAUGGGAAGUUACUUGGAGAUACAAAAGCAUGCUCAACUUGAACACCCUCACGCGUGUCCAUCGAAAAUCGACCCCGCUCGAGUGCUCGAUUGGGAGAACUUUCAGCAGUCCUCGGAGAUCAUUGAUGUUUUGAGCACUAUCCAUUCGGAAACCCCACGGGGGAUGGUUUUGGGAGAUUAUGUGAUUGAAUACGGAGAUGAUGAUGGGAGAGACGAGUACGAUGACUUCCCUGGAGAUGACGGAAACUGGUGGACCUCUUGUAUUUUAUAUCAGGUCUUCGACAACUUCAGAAGUUCUAGAAAUAGAAGAAGAACAAGAAACAGUGAAGCACAAAGGGCUAAUCGUCGUUUAAGUUAUGACACAUCAAAUUCUGAUGAAGGCGUAGCAGUAAUUAUCGCAGAUCACGGAGACGUCAGUCCCGCUUUCAAGACAUUUAGGUUUGCAGACAACAUGAAUGAAUGCGAGAGCAGAAUGAGGAAAGGACAAACUUUGACAAACUCAUCCAUGCAAAAUUCACAUGUUGAUCAACUAUUGCACUUCUAA
This is a messenger RNA of Vicia faba (fava bean), 948 nucleotides long. Lineage: Eukaryota; Viridiplantae; Streptophyta; Magnoliopsida; Fabales; Fabaceae. The record is from the annotation of a GenBank genome assembly.